AAGCGCGGGCCGCCCGGUGGACCCAACGCUCCCGCUCGGGUGUGGACUGGGCGGGCUCCGGGGCGGAGAGGGACGCGCGACUGCGGGUUUGAAUGGGACAGUCUUGACCCACCCCGACCGUGGCCAGCCAGUUCCGAAGCCAAGGACUCCAAGGCCGGUCUGCGCGCGACAUGCGGCUGGAGAGGUGAGAGGAGCGGGCGUGGCGUAGGUCCCCUGGAUACCGAGACCGCGCCCUAGGCGCCGGGAGGCCCGGGACAAACACCCGGGCUGCCAGGUGCGCCGACGGGCGGCCUCGGAGCCGGGGCUGGGGCUGACUUGCGUCACUCCCCCACUCGUCUUGGAUCGCGAGCGCUGCGCCCUCCCCCUCCCAAGCCUAUCGCCCUUCCCUCGCAGGGGACUACGUGGUUUAAUUUGGAACCUCAAAGAACGUGACAUUGUAUUUGAAGAGGCUCGGGGCACAAAACGAGGUCUGACACGCAUCUGGACCUUCUCGAGGGCGGCACCCAGCCGAUCUCCCCACGCGCCCUGGGUUGGCGCCGGACGCGACCGCGGCACGAGCGCUGAGAACCGCUGCGUCCCGCGCCUCUCCGCUCGCUCUCCUCGCCAGGCCCGCGUCCCCUCUCCUCCCGGCGGGAAGCAGGCGGCCCGGCUGAGCGCUCUCGGUCUGCUGGUGCGGCGCCCUCCGCCUGCGUGCCAGUUAUGGAGGUGCUGCGGCGCUCUUCAGUCUUUGCUGCAGAGAUCAUGGACGCUUUUGACCGCUCGCCCACGGACAAGGAGCUGGUGGCUCAGGCCAAGGCGUUAGGCCGGGAGUACGUGCACGCGCGGCUUUUGCGAGCCGGCCUCGCCUGGAGCGCUCCCGAGCGCGCCGCGCCGGUCCCGGGAGGACGCCUGGCGGAGGUGUGCGCUGUGCUGCUGCGCUUGGGGGAUGAGUUGGAGCAGAUUCGGCCCAGCGUGUACCGCAAUGUAGCCCGACAGCUGCACCUCUCUCUGCAGUCUGAGCCCGUGGUGACUGAUGCAUUCCUGGCUGUGGCAGGCCACAUCUUCUCUGCAGGUAUCACAUGGGGUAAGGUUGUGUCCCUUUAUGCAGUGGCUGCGGGGCUGGCUGUGGACUGUGUGCGACAGGCCCAGCCUGCCAUGGUUCAUGCCCUGGUUGACUGCCUGGGGGAAUUUGUACGCAAGACCCUGGCCACCUGGCUGCGGCGGCGUGGUGGAUGGACUGAUGUCCUCAAGUGUGUGGUCAACACGGACCCUGGCCUCCGUUCCCACUGGCUCGUUGUCACACUCUGUAGUUUUGGUCGCUUCCUGAAGGCUGCCUUCUUUGUGCUGUUACCGGAGAGAUGAGCUGCCCACCUGGACAGCGCUGCUCCCCAGACCCCUGGACCCAACCUGGGAGGCCUGAAGCACUAGGAAAAUAUUCAUUCCUCCUCACCUGAUCUGGGAGCAUCCAAUCCCUGUGGUGCCACCCCAAGCCUCAUUCCUCUAUGAACCCUAACCUGUGGGAGGGUUGAAUGCAGAAAGCCAUUCCUGAGCCUGGAGCUGGCCUCAGUGCCUACUGUGGCCCUUCUCCUGGAACCUCUGCCAGAAAGUCAGGGCCAGUGCCAAGUCCAAAGAAGGGGACUUAGUAACACUUGCACUCAGUGCUCCAGGUACCACCCCAGCAAGGAACAUUCUCAUGACACAAGCUGGCCUUGGUUUUUUUGAACAGCAGGCUCUGCACAUUUGAUUGGAAGAUGAUUGGCUAGAAUGGGAGGAGCUGGGGCCUUUACCUGCACUGUAAAUAGCAGAAAGCUCUAGUGAUUGGGCUAUUUCUAGAAGAAGAUGUGACUGACCUUUGAUGGGGUCCUUGUGAAUCCUUAUGGCAAGGACCAUGGUGUGGUCUUCCUUGCCAGCUUGCCUGACUGAUGGACAUGAGAGACUGUGGAUGAGAAGGCUGGUUUGCAUGAAUCCCGUCCCAAUAAAGUUUAAUACAGUACAGAGCGA
Messenger RNA from Jaculus jaculus (lesser Egyptian jerboa), 1980 nucleotides. It is a transcript of the gene Bok, whose product is annotated as BCL2 family apoptosis regulator BOK. Gene Ontology annotation, biological process: intrinsic apoptotic signaling pathway in response to DNA damage; regulation of apoptotic process; extrinsic apoptotic signaling pathway in absence of ligand. The record is from RefSeq and is a predicted model, not a curated record. Gene Ontology annotation, cellular component: mitochondrial outer membrane. Lineage: Eukaryota; Metazoa; Chordata; Mammalia; Rodentia; Dipodidae. The transcript is spliced from 4 exons. Gene Ontology annotation, molecular function: protein homodimerization activity; protein heterodimerization activity. Bases 700 to 1341 code for a protein of 213 amino acids.